UUUCGUUGGGACGCUGGGGUUUGCCAUGGAGAAGCGGAAGAGAGGAAAUAGACGGGUUCCGGUGACGACGGUCAGCGACUUGCCGAUUCCGAUCUUGAUGGACAUUUUCUCAAGACUUCCUGUAAGGACGGUCUUUAUCUGCAGGUGCGUUUCCAAAACGUGGCUUAACGUCGUCUCUGUCCCUGAGCUCCGUCAAAUGACCGGCAGCAUUUGCCCUUUGCUUCGUACCCUUAACCCAAAACGGCGCUUCAGAGCCCUCUACAUGGUUCCUAUGGACACGGCUGGUGAUCUUGAUGAGAAACACAACCUCCUCAACACGAAGCUCUUCUAGAGGUUUUCAGAUUUCCCACUCGCGGUAAAUUCGGUGUAGUCGAUUCAUGCAAUGGAUUGCUUUGUCUACGGACACCCAAAUAUGAUGAUCCUGUCAUGGUAUGCAAUCCUGUCA
Messenger RNA from Rubroshorea leprosula, 445 nucleotides. NCBI's taxonomy places the organism in Eukaryota, Viridiplantae, Streptophyta, Magnoliopsida, Malvales, Dipterocarpaceae. The record is from the annotation of a GenBank genome assembly.